Cajanus cajan (pigeon pea) is the source of this 2912-nucleotide messenger RNA. RefSeq names its product putative LRR receptor-like serine/threonine-protein kinase At1g05700. NCBI's taxonomy places the organism in Eukaryota, Viridiplantae, Streptophyta, Magnoliopsida, Fabales, Fabaceae. The record is from RefSeq and is a predicted model, not a curated record. Gene Ontology annotation, biological process: protein phosphorylation. Gene Ontology annotation, molecular function: protein kinase activity; protein binding; ATP binding.
UACUCUUCCUCCAAAGAGUACUUUGGUUUCUUUCUACACAAACGGGUUUGAUAUAUAUAUAUAUAUAUAUAUAUAUAAAUAUAUAUAAACUAUUCUUCCUUCCUUUUUCUCUUUCUAAAGUGCAAAGUUAAUACCAUAAUGGAGAGAAAAUUGCAAUGGAUUCUGGUUUUAGCAGUUUGUGCUUCAUCACUCAUUCAUAUUGUUGCAGAGAACAAUGAAGGGGCUCACAGGAACCUUGCUAAUAUUGAUUAUUCAGGUGUUAUAAGCAUUGAUUGUGGGGUAAACGAGGGCUACACUGACAAGACGACCAACUUACAAUAUGAAGCAGAUGAUAUCCAAUUUGGUGAAAUUUAUAACAUAUCCUCCAUUUACAAUUUUAACUAUGUAACUCAGAUUCAAAAGCAGCUCAACACAUUGAGAAGUUUUCCUAAUGGAAAAAGGAACUGCUAUACUAUGACUCCAAAACAGGGAAAGAACAAGAAGUAUAUUAUCAGGGCUUACUUUGCAUAUGGAAACUAUGACAACAAAAAUAAACCACCAAUUUUCGAUUUAUAUAUUGGUGUCAAUAUCUUCAAGACAAUAAACUUCACUGAGGUUGAUAAGGUUAUCCGAAUCGAAGCUAUUCAUUUUGCCUCAAUAGACACAAUAGAUUUCUGUCUUGUAAACAUCGACCAAGGGGUACCUUUCAUUUCAUUAUUGGAACUGUGGCCUUUAGACAAUUCUAUUUAUCAAACUUCGUCCACUUUAUUAACAUUGGAUCUCCUCACACGAAUUAACCUUGGUGCGUCUGAAGAUAACAAUUCCUUCAUCAGGUACACGGAUGACAUAUAUGGAAGGUCUUGGGAAGUACAAAAUAAUUACUAUAACGUUUCAAUUAAUACAUCAUCAGCUAUUGAUGUGGAUAAACUCAUCGAUCCAUACAAACUACCUACAGAAGUUUUGAGCACUGGAGUGGAGAUGUUAAAGUCCGGUUCAUUGGAAUUCACACUAAACUAUGGCACAAAUUCUGAGUAUUAUGUGUAUCUUCAUUUUUUUGACUUUGAGGAUAGGGCAAGUAAACAAAAACGGAUAUUGAAUAUCAUUAUUAAUGGUUUUGAUGAUGCUGUUAGUGUCACACAAUCCCUUACACUUCCAUACUGGAAACCCAAGAGCAUAAUUCUACCUAUAAAACAAGGGAAAGGCAUUUUUAAGAUAUUGAUUGAAGCCACCUCUGAUUCUGACUUACCUGCCAUGCUUAAUGCUCUUGAGAUAUACAGAGUAAUACCUCAGUCUGAUUCUGCCACUCAACAAGAGGAUGUUGAUGCUAUCUGGCACAUAAAAGAUUUUUAUAAGAUCUCUAAAAUGAAUUGGCAAGGAGAUCCCUGUGAACCAAAUAGUUUUACAUGGGAAGGUGUAAUUUGCAGCAAUGGGGACACUCCAAGAAUCAUUUCAUUAAACUUGAGCUCAAGCAAGUUGUUAGGUGGAAUAGAUGUCUCAUUCUCCAACCUCACAUAUUUGGAGACUUUGGAUUUGUCAAACAAUGAAUUGACAGGGGAGGUGCCAGAACUUUUUGCAAAACUGCCACAAUUAAAGAUCCUUAAUUUGUCAAGGAAUAUGCUCACAGGUUCCAUUCCUGAGAGUCUAAAGGCAAAGUCAUCAAACAAAUCUUUGCAAUUGAGUUUGGAUGGAAAUCUUUGUUCCUAUCAGGCAGGGUCGUGCAAGAGCAACAAACAUAAGUUUAUUAUCCCAUUGGUUGCAUCUAUAACAACAUUUGUUGCAGUGGUCAUCAUAAUAGCUAUCAUAGUUGUGGUGAUCCGGAGACUUAGAAAAAAUGGUAAAGUGAUUUCUUCAAUUUCUGUGAAAGAUGAGUCACUGAAAUCGACAAACCAAGUAUUUUCUUACUCGGAGAUCCUUAGAAUCACUAAUAAUUUCACAACAAUGAUUGGAAAAGGUGGAUUUGGUAAGGUUUACCUAGGUACAUUAGAGUGUGGCAAAAUUGUUGCCGUGAAGACACUUUCUUUGCCAUCAACACAAGGGUAUAAGGAGUUUCAAUCAGAGGCAAAAUUGUUAAUGCAUGUUCAUCAUAGAAACGUGGUUUCUCUUGUUGGAUAUUGUGAUGAAGGUGAAACUAAAGCACUUGUUUAUGAAUAUCUAUCAGAAGGGAAUCUCCAGCAAAAAUUAUCAGAUAAAAAUCCAAACUUUUUGGAAUGGAUCCAAAGACUUAAAAUUGCUAUGGAUGCAGCAAAUGGAUUGGACUAUUUACAUAAUGGAUGUCAGCCACCUGUAAUUCACAGAGACUUAAAAACAUCCAACAUCUUACUAGACGAAAAUAUGCAUGCCAAGAUAUCAGACUUUGGAGUGUCUAAAACUUUUGCAAACGACACUGACACUUAUGUCACAACUUACCCAGCAGGCACACCGGGUUACGUUGAUCCUGAAUUUUAUUGCUCUGGAACCCUGAAUAGAAAGAGUGAUGUUUAUAGUUUUGGUAUAAUUCUACUUGAGCUAAUUACUGGUCAACCAGCUCUAAGAGGAACUCCAGACAAUCUCAGUUACAUACUUCCUUGUGUUAACAAUAAACUCAGAACAGGAAAUAUCCAAGAAAUAGUCGACCCAAGGUUGAAAGGGAACUACAAUGCUGCAUCAGCAUGGAAGUUUAUAGGGAUAGCCAUGUCUUGUCUUCCCCAAGUUCCAAUUCACAGGCCUGACAUUGGCCACGUAGCCUCAGAGUUAAAGGAGUGUUUGUCUCUCGAAUUGUCACUAGAAAGGACUGUGAGCAAUGUGAGGGAUUCAUUGGUCAUGAAUUCUAGACAGAUUGAAUUCCUUAAUUAAGGAUUAAAAGUGUAAAACUUAGAUACAAUAUCAUGCUACUGGUGAUAUUAUUCUGAGCAGAAUUGAUGUUUUAUUUUAAUAGUACACAUUAAUAUUUAAUA